AAUGCAGCCACCUACCUGAUUGAAACACAUAAAGUGGAGGCGAUUUUAGGGUUACAGACCUUGGAAGAAGUGCUUUCAGUUUCAGAGGUAUGUAGUGAAGCUCAAGUUCCAACUUUCUCUCUUUUUGAUUCAGUUCCCCAACGGGCACUAGAUAGGUGGCCUUACCUAUUUCAAGCUUCACCUUCUCAGUUUCCUCAAACGAAAGCUUUUGUUGCUAUUCUUGAGUCUUACGGAUGGAGUCGUUUUACUUUCAUAUACGAAGAUAUCAAUUCAGCAUCCACUCAAAUCAUUCCACAUCUCAUGGAAGCCAUUAAAGAAUCCAGUGUGGAAAUAAGCAGCAUUGUAAAGCUCUCACCUUUAUCCUCUUCCUUUUCAUUGCCAAAAGAACUCGAAAGAAUCAGUAAAGAACAAUGCAGAGUGUUUCUUCUUCAUUCCUCUUUGGAAACAGGUGUUCGCCUUUUUCAAAAUGCAAAGAACAUGGGGAUGAUGGAAAAGGGUUAUGUGUGGAUCACAACAAGUUUAAUCACAGAUCUUCUCCAUACUGUAAAUUCCUCUACUUUUUCCACAAUGGAGGGCGUUUUGGGAAUUGGGAGUUUCUUCUCACAGUUUGAUGAUUUUAGCACAAAGUUUCAGAAAAAGUUUAAACUCGAACAACCUGAAGAAGAAAACAACAUCCCUGGGGUUUUUGCAGUUCAGGCAUAUGAUGCUACAUUGAUUGUGGCAUUGGCAUUGACCAACAACAACACGAGUUGGAAGUCUGUUGACCAGAAACCACCUGCAUCACAUAAAUUUCCAAUCAUAAAUGUUAUAGGAAAAUACUAUAGAGAACUAGGGUUUUGGUCAGAAGGACUCGGUUUUUCUGAGGUUAUUAAUGAAAAAACCACUUAUGACACCUCUUUAAAAAGUUUAGGCUACAUUUUUUGGCCUGGGAAACCGUUGCAUACUCCAAUAGGAUGGGCUAUUCCUACAAAUGCCAAUCCAUUACGAGUUGGUGUCCCAACAAUGGCCAUGUUUAAAAAGUUUGUGGAAGUGAAAUAUGAUCAUAAAAAUCAUAAUCUCACUUACAGAGGCUACUCAGUUGAGCUUUUCAAAGAAACCAUCAAACUCUUGCCUUAUUACUUGCCAUAUGAAUUUCAUCCCUUUAAUGGGACAUACGAUUCUCUAGUGGAGCAAAUUUAUUUGAAGAAAUUUGAUAUGAUAGUUGGUGAUGUAUCAAUCGUUUCAAGGCGAUACAAAUAUGCUGAGUUCACACAUCCGUACACAGAAACAGGGCUGGUGAUGAUAGUACCUGUCACAUCGUAUCAUGGACAAUGGUUAUUUGUGAAGCCCUUUACAUUAAGCAUGUGGGCCCUAACAAUCUUAAUCAAUAUAUAUAACGCCUUUGUGAUAUGGCUGAUUGAGCACAAAAACACCCCUGAACUUGGAGGGUCUGCUUUGAAUCGCACAGGAACUCUUCUCUCUUUAGCGUUUACUAGAAUGUUCUUCACAAAUGGUGAUGCGCUUCAUAGUAAUUUGACCAGAAUGACAACAGUAGCGUGGUUGUUGGCGGCAAUAAUCAUAGGGCAGUGUUACACCGCUAGUCUCACCAGCCAGCUCACUGUUAAAAGGCUGAUACCUAAAGUAACAGACUUUGAAACCCUAAAAAAUGGUAAUGCAGUUGUGGGGUAUGGCGAAGGAGCCCAUGUUGCCAGUUAUUUGGUGGAUGUUCUUGGCUUCAAGAAUCACAACAUAAGAGCUUUCACUUCUCCAGAAGGAUACGCACGUGCCCUUAAAAACAAAGAAAUAUCAGCGGUUUUUCUUGAGGCUCCUUUCACUAAACUUUUUCUUGCUAAAUACUGCAAUAGCUUCAUUGCUGCUGGACCUACAUUCGGGGAUGGAGGAUUUGCGUUUGUGCUUCCGAAAGGUUCUCCAAUGGUGGCUGAUUUUACUAAAGCAUUGUUGAAUGUGUCUGAAAGUGGAACCCUACAAGAGAUAGAGAAAAGAAUGAUUGGUUCUGAGAAAUGUGUAGAGAUGGAUUCAGAUGACGAUGAGUAUGAAAGUUUGGGUCUUGGUAGUUUUUCGUCACUUCUUGUUUUGACCAGUGGGACUUCAACUGUUGCUCUUGUAAUUUAUGUUGUUAUUAGCUUGCGGGAUUAUUGCCGGAUCGAACAGAAAAGUAUAAGUUCAAUUUUUUCAGAUGUUAAGAAAUACUUUAUGAAUCGAAGGAGACGAUUCUCCAGGAAACUCAGCAACGUAGAAAGUCCUAAAAGUCCCAACUUGGAAAUGACUUGAGUAAGUACACCAACCUUUUUGCAAGUAAGCAUAUUAUGAAAAUAGAUCAUACCCUGGGGGUUGAAUUAGGGUUUACGGAUUCUAAUAGGUGCAUUAGAGGCAUGCAAACGGAUUGGGCUGUCAGGGCUUAUGGAAUAGACUCACCUUGGGUCGGGCUUUUACAUGUUCUCAACAUACUAAAAGUUGGUGCAAAUUGGAUCAACUAUUAGGGCUAAAUUAUUGUAAACUUUAGUUUUUGUGUUUUUGAUGAUGCAAUUAGCGAUUCAUGAUGAAAUUAUGGAAUUCUUAUGUUGUAAACCGUCUAAUGUGGUUAGAGCAAUGCUAUCAUGUUCUUAAAUUCA
Molecule: messenger RNA, 2612 nt
Organism: Lactuca sativa (garden lettuce)
Lineage: Eukaryota; Viridiplantae; Streptophyta; Magnoliopsida; Asterales; Asteraceae
Source: RefSeq, a predicted model, not a curated record